Molecule: messenger RNA, 2264 nt
Organism: Triticum dicoccoides
Lineage: Eukaryota; Viridiplantae; Streptophyta; Magnoliopsida; Poales; Poaceae
Product: beta-glucosidase 2-like
Exons: 14
Coding region: 536-2095 (519 amino acids)
Biological process (GO): carbohydrate metabolic process
Molecular function (GO): beta-glucosidase activity
Source: RefSeq, a predicted model, not a curated record
UCCACUUUGGCAUAUCUUUUCCUCCAUGAAACCCUUGGCCCCUCCAUCUCCGCGGCGCCGCCGAGCUCUCCGCUGUCCAGGAAGCUGCCGGCGUGUCAGCGGAAGCGACUGCCGCUGCCCGUUCAUCCUCAACUGGUGGUUUCCGCAGCUCCGUCAGCGCGCGAGGACCUGGAGAAGAGGGGCAGAUAUGACGCAUCUGUCCAAUUUUUUAGACGGGGCUGGUGGAGCGCUGAUGGGGCAGCUGUUGAACCCAACCAAUUCAGCUAGCCGAUCACGAGCGGUAAAAAAGUAUAUAUCUCAAGGCCCAGGUAUAUUUCUUGAAAGGAAAUGCCAUGUGCAUUCGGAGUUUCCGACAAAGGUUUCCACUGAAACGUGGAGGCACGCAUUGCAGCUGCAGUCUGCACACAUCCCCACCAGGUCUGAAGGCAGAGAAAUGUUGUUUAAUCUGGUUGAUUUACACGAGGUAAGGUCGAGGUUGCUGUUGAGAUUAAUUCUCUGGCUAAUAUAAAUCUUCUCGGAGGGGAGGGAGUCAACUAUGCACACAAGAACACAACCACAGAUGGGUGCUUCUGCUGCCUUCUUCUACCUCCUGCUGUCCCUCUGGGUUCAGGAUGCAGCUGCAGCUGGUCUUGGCUUCACAAGAAGUGAUUUCCCACGGGGAUUCGUCUUUGGAUCUGGAACCUCGGCAUAUCAAUAUGAGGGUGCUGUUUCUGAGGGAGGCAGGAGCCCAAGCUAUUGGGACACUUUCACUCACGCAGGCAAAAUGUCAGACAAAAGUACGGGAGAUGUUGCUGCAGAUGGGUACCAUAAAUACAUGGAGGAUGUCAAGCUCAUGUCUGAGACAGGCCUAGAGGCCUAUAGGUUCUCCAUCUCCUGGUCAAGGCUCAUUCCAAAUGGCCGCGGAGCUGUCAACCCCAAAGGGCUACAGUACUACAAUAACCUCAUUGAUGAGCUAGUGAAUCAUGGAAUUCAAGUCCAUAUCACACUUCACCAUAUAGAUCUCCCUCAGAUUCUUGAAGAUGAGUAUGGUGGAUGGUUAAGCCCCAGAAUUGUUGAAGAUUUCACAGCAUAUGCAGAUGUUUGCUUCAAGGAGUUUGGAGAUAGGGUUGCAUCAUGGACGACAAUGAAUGAGCCAAACAUUGGUGCAUUGGCCUCUUAUGAUGUUGCUAUAUUCCCUCCUGGUCGUUGCUCGGAUCCAUUUGGAGUAACAAAGUGCACCUCUGGGGACUCUAGUGUGGAACCAUACAUAGCAGCUCAUAAUACCCUUUUGGCGCAUGCAACGGUUGUCAGUCUGUACAGAAAAAAAUAUCAAGCCAUGCAAAACGGAGUUGUUGGCAUAAGUAUUUACUCUUUCUGGAGUUAUCCAUUGACAAAUUCCACUGUGGAUUUAGAAGCAACUAGGAGAUGUAUAGAUUUCUACUUUGGCUGGAUACUAAAUCCGUUGGUGUUUGGGGACUACCCGCAAGCAAUGAAGAAGAAUGUUGGCUCUCGCCUUCCACCCUUCACGGAAGUUCAGUCUGAACUUAUCAAGGGUUCUUUAGAUUUUAUUGGAAUAAAUCACUACUACUCUCUCUACGUGAAUGAUCGCCCUCUGGAAACAGGCGUUCGAGACUACAAAGCAGACAUGUCAGUUAGUUUAAGGGGUUCUAGGAUAGACCCACCAUCUACUCAGGGCCCCCCAACAAAUGUUCCAAGUGAUCCCAAAGGGUUGCAGCUUCAGCUGGGGUACCUGAAAGAAACCUAUGGGAACCUUCCCGUCUAUGUCCAAGAGAAUGGCAUGGGAACCGCCGCCGACGGUCUGGAUGACACCGAAAGGGUCAGUUACCUGAGCAGCUACAUGGAGAGCACACUGAACGCGAUGAGGAACGGGGCCGACGUGAGAGGCUAUUUCGCCUGGGCAUUCAUGGAUUUGUUUGAGCUCCUGUCCGGGUACCAGUCAAGGUACGGGCUGUACCGGGUCGACUUUGCUGACGAGAGGCUGCCGCGGCAAGCUAGGCUCUCGGCUCGCUGGUACUCCGCCUUCCUCAAGCACAACGGAACCUCUGCCCUGGUGUCGAGAACGCCGGUGAACCAGGCCCUGAACUCGGGGUCCUGACUCCCAACUCCGGAGUCCAGUGCAACCGCGCAUGCGCACGCGUGAGGUUUCGAUCAGAGAAAGCGUGAUUCUCGGAUUACAUUAGUACUAGAAACCAAUACUCCUGUGACCACUAUUUUCUUAAGUACUUUCUUUAGGACACCAGUGAUAUGAGAGCAUGAUAUGGCUA